Plasmodium vinckei vinckei is the source of this 897-nucleotide messenger RNA. Its product is annotated as SNAP protein, putative. Gene Ontology annotation, molecular function: soluble NSF attachment protein activity; syntaxin binding. The coding region runs from base 1 to 897 and encodes 298 amino acids. The record is from RefSeq and is a predicted model, not a curated record. Lineage: Eukaryota; Apicomplexa; Aconoidasida; Haemosporida; Plasmodiidae. The transcript is spliced from 5 exons. Gene Ontology annotation, biological process: intracellular protein transport; SNARE complex disassembly. Gene Ontology annotation, cellular component: vacuolar membrane; SNARE complex.
AUGGAACACGAGGCAAAAGAACUGGAAAAAAAAGCAGAGGCGUUAAGUAAGAAGGACUUUUUCUCUUCCUUUUUUGGAACAGAUAAUACCGAUGAAGUUAUAAAUUGCUAUAACAUGGCAGCAAACCAAUACAAGCUUGCUCAUAAAUGGAAAGAAGCAGCUUCUUGCAUUUUGAAAAAUGCUGCACUAUACAAAAAGAAUAGUGAGACCAGCUAUUGUGCCAACGCAUAUUUAGAGGCAGGAAACAUAACAAAAAAAUAUGAUAAACUAGAGGCUAUAAAAUAUAUUGAAGAGGCUGUCAAAAUGUAUGCAACAAUUGGAAGAUUUUCAAAUUGUGGAAAAUGUGAAAAGAAUAUUGCAGAAAUAUAUGAAGAUUUGUUCGAUUAUAAUAGUGCAUCAUCAUAUUAUAAAAAGGCUGCCUAUUAUUUUGAAAUGGAUGAAUAUUCAAAGUCGGUGUACACACAAUGCAUUGUCAAGUAUGCCGAGUUAAGUGCCCAAUAUAAUCACCAAUAUGAAGAUGCUAUAUCGAUAUUCGAAAACGAAGCUGAAAAGGCGCUAAAAAAUUCUUUGCUACAGUAUGGAGCCCGUGAUUAUUAUAUAAAGGCAGGGAUACUUCACAUAGUUAUAGGAGAUAUUGUAAAUGCAAGAAUAUCAAUUGAUAAGUAUUCCUCAAAUGAUCCACGAUUUGCAAGUUCCAGAGAAAAGAAAUUUUUAGAUAAUAUUAUUGAUGCUAUUACAGAACAAAAUAUCGAAUAUUUUGAAGAAAUUGUACAUGAAUAUGAUAGAGUAACAAAAUUAGAUAAUUGGAAAGUAUAUUUUCUUUAUAAUAUUAAAUCGAAAUUAAAUGUUGAAGGAAAUGUUGAGUUAACACCUGAUGGUGGUGUAGAUUUAACAUAA